This is a messenger RNA of Eimeria necatrix, 1416 nucleotides long. Its product is annotated as RuvB-like 1, putative. The transcript is spliced from 9 exons. The record is from RefSeq and is a predicted model, not a curated record. Gene Ontology annotation, cellular component: NuA4 histone acetyltransferase complex; R2TP complex; Swr1 complex. Bases 1 to 1416 code for a protein of 471 amino acids. Gene Ontology annotation, biological process: regulation of transcription by RNA polymerase II; chromatin remodeling; box C/D snoRNP assembly. NCBI's taxonomy places the organism in Eukaryota, Apicomplexa, Conoidasida, Eucoccidiorida, Eimeriidae. Gene Ontology annotation, molecular function: ATP binding; DNA helicase activity.
AUGGACGCGGAUCCGAGCCCCCCAGCGGCUGCUGCAGCAGCAGCAGCAGCAGCAGCUGCAGGAGCUGCAGCAGCAGCAACGCCGCUCGCCAGCGACGGGGUGAAAGUCACUGCUUCCGGGCUCACGAAGCAGCAGCAGCAGCGAGUUGCUGCACACAGCCACAUCCGCUCGCUGGGGCUGGCAGCAGACGGCUCCGCGCUGCAGCAGGCGGGGGGCAUGGUGGGCCAGCUGGAGGCUCGGGAGGCUGCGGGGAUCAUAGUGGACUUGAUAAAGGCGCGAAAGCUGGCGGCUGCAGCAAAGCUGCAGCAAACACAGCCGCAGCAAAGCUGCAGCAAAGCUGCAGCAAAGCUGCAGCAAAGCUGGGGCGUUGCUGCAGCUGUGCUGCAGCAAAGCUGGAGCGCUGCAGCGGGAAAGCUGCAGCUGCGCUGCAGCUGCGCUGCAUCAAAGCUGCAUCAAAGCAGCAUCAAAGCAGCACCAAAGCUGCAGCAAAGCAGCAGCUGCAAAUGCAUUAGCGCCGUAAUGCUGACACUCAAAACAGUCAAGGGAAUGAAAACCCUCCGGCUGGCCCCCCAGCUUCACGACUCGCUGCAGAAGGAGAAAGUGCGAGUCGGAGAUGUGGUGUUUAUUGAGGCGAACACGGGAAUUGUGAAGCGCGUCGGCCGCAGCGACGCGUACGCCACGGAAUUCGACCUGGAGGCCGAAGACUUCGUGCCAGUGCCCAAGGGACAUGUAGAAAAAAAGAAAGAAGUUGUGCAAACUGUUUCUCUUCAUGAUCUAGACGUGGCCAAUGCGAAGCCUCAGGGGGGCACUGACGUCUUGUCGAUGAUGGGCGCAUACAUGAAGCCCCGCAAAACUGAAAUUACGGAGAGACUGCGAGAGGAAAUAAACAAAACUGUCAACAAAUAUAUUGAGCAGGGCGUGGCGCAGCUGAUUCCGGGCGUUCUGUUCAUAGACGAAGUUCAUAUGCUGGAUAUUGAAUGUUUCUCUUUCCUCAACCGCGUUUUGGAGUCUCCCAUGAGUCCCAUUAUCGUGUUUGCUACAAACCGUGGCGUCAGCACAGUUCGCGGGACAGAUUCUGUAGAGCCCCACGGCAUGCCUGUGGAUCUUCUAGACCGGCUUUUGAUAAUAAAGACGCAGCCGUACACAGUUUCAGAAGUGGUCCAGGUGAUCCAGCUGCGGGCAGCGGUGGAACGCGUGAACUUGUCGCCAAGUGCUUUGGAAGCCCUCGGCGAAAUCGGCGCACAAACUUCGCUGCGCUUCGCGCUGCAGCUGCUGGAGCCCUGCAGGCUGGCAGCAGAGGCGCGGGGCUCCGAAGUGGUGGAGCCAAGCGACGUCGCAGACGUGGACUCUCUCUAUCUCGACGCGAAGGCCUCGGCUGUGCGGCUGGCUGAGCAGCGCCACCGCUUCCCUUCCUGA